Messenger RNA from Dictyostelium purpureum, 1563 nucleotides. RefSeq lists its product as uncharacterized. The coding region runs from base 1 to 1563 and encodes 520 amino acids. The record is from RefSeq and is a predicted model, not a curated record. Gene Ontology annotation, molecular function: ammonia-lyase activity. NCBI's taxonomy places the organism in Eukaryota, Evosea, Eumycetozoa, Dictyosteliales, Dictyosteliaceae. The transcript has a single exon.
AUGGGUGUUUUUAAUAUUGAUAAUUUAGAUAUCGAAAUUAAUGACAUAAUAAACAUUUCAUUGGGAAAACUAAAAAUUAAAAUUGAUAAUAAAAUUCUGAAUUUUUUACAACAAGGAAGGGAAAAACUAGAAGAAAAACUCAAAGAAUACAAGCCAAUAUAUGGAAUAAAUACUGGUUUUGGUGGAAAUGCUGAUUUAAUGAUCCCUUAUGAUAAAUUAGAUUAUCAUCAAUCCAAUCUAUUAGAUUUUUUAUCAGUGGGAACUGGUGAAUAUUUUCCCGAUCAGUAUGUUAGAGCAAUACAAUUAAAUAUUAUAAUUGCUCUUUGCAAAGGUUGGUCAGCUGUAAGACCUCAAGUUGUAUUGCUAUUAGUAGAACAUUUAAACAAGGGGAUAGUACCACUAAUACCAAAACUUGGGUCCGUUGGUGCUAGUGGCGAUUUAAUACCAUUAAGUUAUGUAGCAAACUCAUUGUGUGGAAAAGGAAAAGUAAGAUUUGAAAACUCAAUAAUGAGUGCAGAAGAUGCAUUAAGAAUUGCAAAAAUUGAAACAUUGACUUUAAAGUCCAAAGAAGGAUUAGCAUUGGUAAAUGGCACUAGAGUAAUGAGUGCAGUUAGUUUAAUAUCAUUAUAUAAUUUCGAAAAUGUGUACAAUACAGCCUUAGGAGCUGUAUCUUUAGUUGCAGAAGCAUUACUUGCAUCGAGAGACCAUUAUGAUAUGCGUAUCCAUAACUUAAAAAACCAUCCAGGUCAAAUCCAUGUUGCAAAAAUUUUAAAUAAUUAUUUAAAUAACAACAAUAAUACUAGUAAUGAAUACUUUAAUCUAACAACUAACAGUUCCAACAUUAAAAAACUAAAUAAAUCAGUUCAAGAGGUUUAUUCAUUACGUUGUGCACCACAGAUUUUGGGUAUCAUACAUGAAUCUAUUGAUAAUGCAAAAAAAGUUUUAAAAAGAGAGAUUUUUUCUGCAAAUGAUAAUCCUUUGAUAGAUCCAUUUAAUGGUGAUGCUCUAAGUGGUGGUAAUUUUAUGGGUAAUCACAUUGCUAGAACUAUGGAUGGAAUAAAAUUAGAUAUUUCACUGGUGGCCAAUCAUCUACACUCUUUGGUAGCAUUAAUGAUGCACAACGGUUUUUCAAAAGGGCUACCCAAUUCCCUUGCAUCAGAUGUUGGAAUAUAUCAAGGCUUUAAAGGAAUGCAAAUAUCCCAAACAGCUUUAGUUACUUGGUUAAGACAAGAAGCAUCACCUGCAAGCAUUCAUAGUUUAACAACUGAACAAUUCAAUCAAGAUAUUGUAAGUUUAGGACUACACUCUGCUUUGGGUGCAGUCAGUAUGGAACAAAAACUUUGUGACAUCGUAUCAAUGACAUUAAUAAUGGCAUGCCAAGCUAUUGAUUUAAGAUUAGCUCAAAAUGAUUCAUUUAAACUUUGUGAAAACACUCUAAGGUUAUAUGAAUCAAUAAGAUCAUUUGUUCCAAAGCUUGAUCGUGAUCGUCCAACGGAUGUAGAUAUAAAAAUUAUUUCCGAUGCAAUUCAUGAAAAAAAAUUAAAUUUAUUUUUAAAUAAAUAA